Necator americanus (New World hookworm) is the source of this 423-nucleotide messenger RNA. RefSeq lists its product as uncharacterized. The coding region runs from base 1 to 423 and encodes 140 amino acids. Gene Ontology annotation, biological process: positive regulation of voltage-gated potassium channel activity; regulation of synaptic transmission, cholinergic; sleep. NCBI's taxonomy places the organism in Eukaryota, Metazoa, Nematoda, Chromadorea, Rhabditida, Ancylostomatidae. The transcript is spliced from 5 exons. The record is from RefSeq and is a predicted model, not a curated record.
AUGAACUCGGUGCUCACAACACUUCUCUUCAUGUUUGGUAUUGCAUUUGUGAGCGCCGAGUACUCAUGUUAUCAAUGUGUAUCCACAAACGAUAAUGAAUCCGACUGCGACGGAAGUGAUUUGGAGAAGUUGGCUCCAUUCGUUAAGCCAUGUCAAACACUCGAAGAAGGAACCUAUAAAGGUUCUGAAGCGAAAGGAUGUCGAAAAAUUGUUCAGACAGUAGAAACAAAGAAAUCGAUAAUACGUGAAUGCGCUUAUUCCGGCGAAGUUGUGGAUGGACAGAAAAAGACGGGCAACUGGGGAAUUAAUAUGUACUAUUAUCAAUGUGAGAACACAGGUUCCGAGCCAUGCAACGGUACACGACAUCCGUUAACCACCGUUAUCUCGUUGGUACUGAGUUUAGCAGCUGUAUUUUUCAUUUAA